Molecule: messenger RNA, 402 nt
Organism: Micromonas commoda
Lineage: Eukaryota; Viridiplantae; Chlorophyta; Mamiellophyceae; Mamiellales; Mamiellaceae
Exons: 1
Molecular function (GO): protein binding
Source: RefSeq, a predicted model, not a curated record
CUCACCGAGAAGCUCGUGCUGGAGAAGACGAAAUGCACCAGCCUGUACGGCGUGCGCAACAUCAACCUGUGGGGCUCCUCGCUCGACGACGUCGACGUCGUGCAGCGGAUGCCCAACCUCGAGUCCCUCUCGCUCAGCGUCAACAGGCUCGCCUCCCUGCGGGUCUUCGCGCGGUGCCCAAACCUCGUGGACCUGCACCUGCGCAAGAACGACAUCGCCGACCUCGACGAGGUCCGUUUCCUCGUCGGCCUGGACCGCCUGCGAACCCUGUGGUUGUGCGAUAACCCGUGCGCGCUGGAGCCAAACUACCGUAUGCGCGUCAUCGCCAUGCUUCCCUCGCUGCUCGUCCUCGACGGAGACGAGGUCACCCUGGACGAACGACGCGCGGCGGAGACGAUGCCG